UCGUUUCAUAGCGGAAAUAAUGCAAAAUUAUUUGAAAGCUUUCCGAGUUCAGAGCUGAACCGAAGACAACGUGAUUAUUUAUUUGGUGUUAAAUGUUUAAGUGAAAAAUUAAAAAAGGAUUACAAAAGUUCAAAUAUUAAAUUAAUUUAAUAGAGAAACGUAUUAAGUUUAAAUUUUUUCUAAUAAUGUUUAAAUUCUUCGUUCAGCUGCUAUUCAUGCUAAUUAUUUCCAAUUUGUCUAACGGCCGCUAUAUAGAAGAAAGCAAUGACUAUCACUUAUCACUACCGCCUCAACUGCCCCACACUCAGGGUGCGACGGCUAACAGUUAUUACAAUUAUCCCUAUAGUGUAGCGGCGCGACCCUACUACUAUCCUCAUCAUCAUCAUCAAGUUAGUUUGUAUUCACCACCUGGUUCGUAUUUCGAUCAAAGGCGAAGUGUAUUUCGGCCUUUUCCCGGCGGCGGUUCACCUAUUCUAAUAGAUUACCAUAACCGUUGUUCCGAUAAUUAUUUGGGGUUAAAGCCGCAUCCAACGCAACAACAAUAUUAUUACCUAUGUAAACCGGAUUGUGUGAUUUUUGGAAAAUGCCAAAAUCUACAGACCUUCAACUAUGCCAGCAGCCAAUGCGUACAGUCUAUGCCAGAUUACAUGACGAAUUGCUCAUCAAUGGGCAUUUUUCCCAUCUAUUCUGAUUGUCAUUUGUACUAUAAGUGCAAUCAACAGUUGCAGGCGCAUAUUUAUUCAUGUCCUAGGAAGACGAUCUUCUCGCCACAUUCAAAACAAUGCAUAGCCGGUAACAGCUGCUCACCCACUCAAAUAUCUGAAAAUGGUUCACUCUUCUUGCAAGAGAAUUGUGAAAAGAAAUUCCCAUCUUGCGUGCAAAAUGGUUUAUUUAGGUCUCCCUCAGAUUGCUCCUUGUAUUACAAAUGCGAAACGCAAAAUAAUGGAAUAUUUUUACAAACCCGAUUCAAAUGUCCGUCCGACAUGUUCUACGAUUUGCAGAGAUAUCAAUGUGAGGUUAAGGAGAAAGUCGCCUGCGAUUGUAUAUCUGCGGUAGAUUUGGUUUACCCGAAACUUAAUUACUAUCAGUUGCCCAUAAUGAUGAAAUUCCCUGAAGAUGUUUUAGAAGAAAAUCCUUAUCCUACCGAAAAUGUACACAACAAUUGUUCGAAGCCAGAAGACAAAGUCACUGAAGGUUCCGGCAAUGAAGACUUAAUGACUGCAACCACAACGACAGAAAGCAUCCCCUCUAUCACCUCAACCGAUUUGAUGACUGUAGCCGAUACGGAAACUCAAGGUCAUGAAACCUACUUCGCAACGACAACUGAGAUAUCAAUCUCAGAUGAUUUCUUAAAAUCUUUCCAAGUUAUUGAGUCUAACAGUGAAGAGCCCGACAGUAGAGAGGAAUUUCUUGAUUUCAAUAAAAAUGCUGAUGUUUUCUCUAAAGAAACAUUUUUCAAGGAUCGUAAUACCGAGACUACUACGGACUUCACCACUGAUUUACCAGAUGAAAGUAGCACCACAACAGAAGCGAACGUAGAAGAAGAUAUUUCAACACAAACAGCUUUAUUAAGCACUGAAACAGAUGAUUUUUCCAUCGAUUCGUUGGCCUUGACAAAAGAGAUGGUAAUAACAACCCGUGAGCCGCAGCUAAGCUUGCAAGAACGUACUAAAGAAGAAAUCGUUGAGAAUAGGAUGAUAGGAAAUCGUACGGAACAACCGCUUAUUGAAAUAUUCACAACAACCAACGAGGGAGUAAAGGAUUUGGAAGCCGAAGAGCUAUUGAGUGAAACAACGAAUAUCGAUAAUCCAGAGGCUAGUAAUGGGAAUCAAGUAAAUGCAACCGUACCACGAUUGGAAAUUCAAAUAGAAGAUCCUUUAGAUGUACAUUUCGUAAUAAAUCCUCAUAGUUGUACACAAAGUCAUACACAUCGUAACGAAACAAAACAUGCUGUGUUCAUAAAGUGGUUCGCAAAUUCUUCAAAUAAGACUUUGGCUUUGGAAACCGCUAAUUAAAACUUAAUUCCCCAA
This is a messenger RNA of Glossina fuscipes, 2030 nucleotides long. RefSeq lists its product as uncharacterized. Gene Ontology annotation, molecular function: chitin binding. The coding region runs from base 186 to 2015 and encodes 609 amino acids. Gene Ontology annotation, cellular component: extracellular region. The record is from RefSeq and is a predicted model, not a curated record. The transcript is spliced from 9 exons. Lineage: Eukaryota; Metazoa; Arthropoda; Insecta; Diptera; Glossinidae.